AAUAAGCAAAAUUAGCGCCGUGAGUAUGUAACGUUGACGCUCGUCAAAGACACUCGGGACAACUUGUCCGAAUAUAGGAGAAAACGACUAUGGAGCAGAGGAAACGCGGCUCUCUGUCGCGCGAAGACGAUCGGCUUUCGAUGUCUGGCAAUGAAACGUUUGGAACGAUGCUGCGUUUAUCGCCGCGUGAAACGUUACACGAGCGACAGCGCAGCCAGAUAACCGGUUAUCUUUGCGCAACGCGAGAACGCGAGAACGUCCGGAUCGAGCCAUGCUCGUCAUUAUUUUCUCGAAUCGCCGAACAAAUCGCCUUCCAGUUGCAGCUCGGAUAGAUGUCGUUGAAACGCCGCCGGCGAUAAAAACUCCACCAAGGAAACUCGACUAGUCGCUUGUGCAGGAGAGUCACGUUGGCGGCUCGCAAUCGACGGUUCGUUAAAAAUUCUGCGAUCGUCGCUCGCAUCGACGCGCAGUUCGGCGACUUUUGAUAAUUUCAGCGAGCCGGCGGAGAUAGCCGAAGCGCAAGUUCCGCAGCUCGAGAGCGCUACUAAUCUAAGUCGACCAGUGUACGUAUGUUCGGUCUCGCUAUGCAUAUUUAUCGCGCGCGGGCUAUCAUAGUCACGGCGCGCUAGGCCGAGAAGAGCCAGACCACCGGCGGCUCGAGCACGCGGAUCCGCGCGCGCGUACGUGCCGCCACCCAUGACUGACCCGUCGCGCCCGAUAAGGACGUGACUCCGCCCCGCUGUCCGAGCGACCGCGAUCGACCCGCGCACCUGCCUAAAUCUCAGUCGCGUCCGGAACGAUGCCUAGGAUCUUCCUGCUGCUGCUGCUGCUGCUGCCGCUCCUCCUCGCCGGCACUCGUGCCCAUCGUCGUGAGUCGCGUUACGCUCCGCGAUCAGUUUCAGGCGCGGCCUCGGGCGACGACCGCGGCGAUGACCUGGCGAGCGUUUUUCUACGACUGUACAGCGGCUACGACGCCAGCCGGUUCGCCGACGCGCCGCUGCGCCAAGCCGGAGAUCUGCUGAGGUGGAUGAACGUCAGCAAGCCGACCGUCAUUUACGUGCACGGCUACACGGGCAGCAUCGACAGCAGAGACACGCGCGCCGUAGUCGCAGGUAAGCCGAGCGCGGCCGCGGCAGUCGAGCUGGCGCAUUGGACGAGAGCUGAGAGCGCGCGGUGCUUAGCGUACGCGGAGCGAGGGGACCACAACGUGAUAGCCACGGACUGGAGGCGACUGGCCGGGCAGAGCUAUCCGAGCGUGGCGGGCAGCGCCAGGCUGGUGGGCCGCGCUCUCGCCGGGGCCGUCGACGAGAUGGUCGGCAAGGGCCUGCCGCCGCGGACGAUACACGUGGUCGGACACUCGAUGGGCGCCCAGGUGGCCGGACAGCUCGGCCGCCACGCCAGCUUCCAGCUCAGCCGGAUCACGGGCCUGGACCCGGCGGGACCGCUGUUCAACCUGAUCCAGCCGCACCUCUCGCGCGACGACGCCCGGUUCGUGGACACCAUCCACACGGACGCGGGCCUGUACGGGAUCAAUCGGCCCUCCGGCGCCGCCAGUUUCUUUCCGAACGGGGGCAGACGCGUGCAGCCCGGCUGCCCGACCGCGUACGACCUCGGCAGCCCCGAAGAUUACUGCAGCCACCACCGCUCGUGGAUGUACUACGCCGAGAGCCUGCGGGACGAGGGCGCAUUCGUGGCCACCAACUGCACCUCCUACGGCGCCUACGCGCGCGGCAGCUGCGACGCCAACGCCAGAGCCCCGAUGGGGCUCGCCGCGCCGACGGGCCUGAGCGGCGUGUUCUACCUGAGGACGAGGCGCGAGGCGCCGUUCGGCAUGCGCGCGGAGGGCGCCACCUGCGGGGAUGCGGCGUCGCCGGGCGAAAGGACCUUCGACUUGCAUUGCGGCUGAUCGAGUUUAUUCCGCG
Messenger RNA from Phymastichus coffea, 1922 nucleotides. Its product is annotated as lipase member H-like. Gene Ontology annotation, molecular function: lipase activity. The record is from RefSeq and is a predicted model, not a curated record. NCBI's taxonomy places the organism in Eukaryota, Metazoa, Arthropoda, Insecta, Hymenoptera, Eulophidae. Gene Ontology annotation, biological process: lipid metabolic process. Bases 800 to 1906 code for a protein of 368 amino acids. The transcript is spliced from 5 exons.